ACGGUAUGCUCUGCUGUGAGCAUCGUAGAGCGUAAAUAUCUUCAUCGCGAAUUCUACUUUGCUAUCGCUCUUGAUCGUGCUUCCGCUGGUCCGGUUAUUAUCGCCAGCUCUCAGGGGGGUGUCAAUAUUGAACAAGUCGCUGCUGAAAAUCCCGAAGCUAUCAUUAAGCUUCCGAUCGAUAUCGUGGAUGGUCUCUCCAUGGAAACAGCUAAGAAGCUGGCUGCUGAUUUGGGUUUCAAUUCGGCAAAGACUCAACAAGAAGCUGCCGAUAUUUUUACUAAACUCUACAAGCUUUUUACUGAUACGGAUGCCACUCUGGUUGAGAUCAAUCCAAUGGCUGAAGACAAUGUUGGCAAAGUUCUUUGCAUGGAUUGCAAAAUGACCUUUGAUGACAACGCGGAGAAAAAGCAGCCAGAAAUAUUCGCACUUCGAGAUUGGUCACAAAUGGAUGAACGAGAUGUGAGAGCCGCGAACGCCGAUCUGAACUAUAUUGGCCUCGAUGGUAGCAUUGGUUGUCUUGGUACGCAAGUUUAUUCGAUCGGAUUGGAAUAG
Messenger RNA from Hydatigera taeniaeformis, 552 nucleotides. NCBI's taxonomy places the organism in Eukaryota, Metazoa, Platyhelminthes, Cestoda, Cyclophyllidea, Taeniidae. The record is from the annotation of a GenBank genome assembly.